Molecule: messenger RNA, 4024 nt
Organism: Neocloeon triangulifer
Lineage: Eukaryota; Metazoa; Arthropoda; Insecta; Ephemeroptera; Baetidae
Exons: 6
Coding region: 1698-3182 (494 amino acids)
Source: RefSeq, a predicted model, not a curated record
AACUUAAAAUCCAAACAUAUGUAGCGGUCAGCGGUUUCCCGCUGCCCACUACAAAUCGUUUAGUCAAGACUAAACCACUCCACCACCCUGUGCUGCACCCUACAGCAUUUACCCUGCAGCACUCCCAUGCAAUGUGAGCCCCACCCAACCACGUUUAUUCUCGCGCCCCAAGCCAGCCAUGGAGCGCGCGUCUCAAUCGCUCACUCAACAAACCUUCGCCUGAACCCAACUUAUGGGUUCGAAUUUCAACUUCCGAUUCUAAUACCAACACAUCCUGAAUGUACAACACCGCCUUACUACAAUAUACGAAUUAAAAGAAUCUUCUGGAGUUUAAUUUAAUUAUUAUUCUCCCUUUGUGUUGGCCAACCUGGCCCGUACAAAAUGGUGACCCCGAACAAGAUACCGAACGCGAUGCUUCAACGCAGAAUCGCCUUCAACACGAUGCUUCAACGCAAAAUCGCUUUCAACAAGAUGCUUCAACGCAGAAUCGCCUUCAACAAAUCAAGCCAUCGAGUGACAGAACCAACAUACACAUUCGGCAGACCGCCGAACGACGAGCUUUCGCCAUGAUGCCGUCACAACACCGCCAACACCAAUGCUGUCAGCAGCCACGCCUCCUCACAUGCAAGCAACCGUGGCCGCCGCCAAGGCCAAAUCUUUGGACAGCAGCUGUCCUUCGAACCUACACUUACCAAGGAUCGAACCUCUCCACAGAAGCCGUCAGACAACACUGCACCGCGCUUCCAAAAACUGUCGCUGCACCUACUCACAAUUUUGCUCCACACGAGUUUUAUGCAGAACUCUCGUCUGAAUCAGAGCAUACAUCAGCGACGCCGACACGAGCCUUCAAACUCGGACCGACACGGCAAGUAUGUGACCUGCAACCCACCGCGCAAACGAGACAUAGCAGUUUCUCGUCACCUUUGGGGACACACCCUGUCGGACACACCUGAAAGAGCUGAUCGGACCAACUACCUUCCAGCACGCCAAGUUCCCCCGGCUGGAAUCAACCAACAUACAGAACUUCCAAGUUCUCCUGUUUUUGGACUCAGCAAAAGUCCAACGCCUCAAAUUCCUCGUUCACUCCAGCCUAUACAAGAGUGACCUUCUCGCCAAGAGACAACUUCUCGCCAAGAGACACCUUCUCGCCAAGAGACACCUUCUCGCCCAGAGACACCUCACCAAGAGAAACAUACUGAGAGUGACCUCCGGUCUCCAAGUGGGGGCCUAUGUAGCGGUCAGCGGUUUCCCGCUGCCCACUACAAAUCGUUUAGUCAAGACUAAACCACUCCACCACCCUGUGCUGCACCCUACAGCAUUUACCCUGCAGCACUCCCAUGCAAUGUGAGCCCCACCCAACCACGUUUAUUCUCGCGCCCCAAGCCAGCCAUGGAGCGCGCGUCUCAAUCGCUCACUCAACAAACCUUCGCCUGAACCCAACUUAUGGGUUCGAAUUUCAACUUCCGAUUCUAAUACCAACACAUCCUGAAUGUACAACACCGCCUUACUACAAUAUACGAAUUAAAAGAAUCUUCUGGAGUUUAAUUUAAUUAUUAUUCUCCCUUUGUGUUGGCCAACCUGGCCCGUACACAUAUUUACGAAGGGUGAAGCCUUUGAAAGAACUUGUUUUGAAAAAGAUAGCGGACAGCGAUGAAUGUGCACAAACCUCUCUCAAACCAUUUCACUACCUCUCACCUAUGAUGAAGAAGGAAAUCUUGAGUCACAUGGCAUCCCAACAAGGAUCAAUUGACGAAUAUCAGACCCAAGCCAUGGCCAACUGGAUGUUUGAAUUGGCAAGCCAUCUCUUGGAUGUUCACACAAAGGAAUUUGACUUCAGCAUCUUUGGAACUAGAUGCGCCUGGGAAUACAUUGAGCGCGACCAGAAAGUGUGGCAGAUGCUGGCCGACAAGUGUCCAAACUUGGAGAGCAUCUUGGAUAAGCGCCGGACUGCUAUCUGGUUAAUCGAUAACAACCCGGACAAUGACAUAGAGUGCAACAAACUCUACAUGCGUAACAUGCUUCCGUACCUACGGAAAUUCCCAAAAUUGGAACAUAUUUCCCUGAUAAAGUAUAUUUGCGACUCUGAAGACUUGGCGCAGCUUGCUUAUCACUGGCCGAAUUUGCUGACUUUGUCUGUUGCCUUUGAAUUCGUCGACUCUGACACUCUGAGAAAUUUGUUUCAUUUUCAAAAACUGGAACAUCUGGAAAUUGAAUGGAGCAAAUUUGAUAUCUGGAGUAUUAAGAAUGAGUUACUUUACAAUGAGCAGUUCCUCUACUUAGAGCGCUUCAAAUCGGAAUGCAUGGAGCACCUGCCGAACUUGCAGUACCUCUCAGGAGGCGCAGAAUUCCACAACGAACUGCCAUACCAAGGCAAAAGAAAACUCGCCUUAAGAGAAAUUGACGUUUCGGUUGGCUUCAACCUUGAACUUGUCCCCUUUUUGGAAAAACUGAAAGUGACAGGACCAGGUUUUGAAAUUCCAAGCCAUACUUUUGGUAAUCUUACCAAUCUAACUGUUUUGAUUUUGUACGAAAUGAAAGAUUCUCAUAUUUCUGAUGUGCUUACUCACUGUGGUGCCAGGCUACACGAACUUGUCUUAAACGAAUCAGUUUAUGAAGCUGGCUUGGACCUUUACGAGUUAGUCUUUAAGUGCCAGCAACUACGUACACUUAAAAUUUCUUCGUGUGAUCUAUCCGUGAAAGAGAGCAAUUUUAAAUCUCAAGUGAAUGGCAAGCAUUUUAAAAUCAUCAGGCAUUUUUUGUUCAGAAAUUACAAAGAGGACCAUGAAUGUGAAUUUCCGUCUGAUUUGAUUCUCCUUUUAUUUGGGGCACCAGAAUUGGAAGAAUUAGCUAUUUUACAUGCCUUUACUCUUUGCUCCACUGACCUGUCGUAUUUAACUGAGCAGCUUCUUCAAGGACGCAUCUUGAAAAAUUUAAAGUUAUUCGAGUUUGAUUGCAACAUUGAAAACUCCAUCUAUUGCGAUGAUUUACUUAAAUUCCUCUGCCUCCUACCAGCUCAUGCUCCUAAACUCCAAAAAAUGCAAGGAGAAAGUUCUAGUGAAGAAUUUCAUGAGUCAUUUAAAAAAUCUAUUCUGUAUAAUGAUCUAAUUAUUGAUGGUUUUAAAUUUUUUAUAGGAUGGUAUGAAUAUGAUUCUUUUUAUGAUUCAAGUGAUAGUACCGAAUGAUACAUCAUCAAAAGAUGUAAUCAUUUUACCAAUUAUUAAAAUGCAUGCAAAAUAUUAAAGCAUCUAUGAUUACUAAAAAAAUGUAAAUCGAUCUUUUGCUCUGACCAUGACAUGAAUGACUUAUGGAAAUAAAAGAACAGUUCAUAAUUCAUAAUAAACUUUUAUGGCAUGAAUAAUGUUAUUAAUUAUGAUGCAUAAUAUUCCUACUAAACAAUUAAUUAAGAUAUAUGUUGGUUAGCAUUAAAUUAAAUAACUGAGUAUUCCUCUGGCCUCGUGCCUUGCAACCCAACAAUAUAGAGCUGCUGCUUCUCUACCUUGGAUCGGUGGCCGGUGGCUGCUCUAGUGAAAAUUUUUCUCAACCUCUUUAUUAUUUGUGAUUUUUACGCCUUUUUACACUUACACAAAAGCACAACGACUCACGAAAUCCGAUCAAUCACUGCCUGACAAUUAAAAAAAGUGGCUUCUUGUUUGAAAUUUUUUGACAAAUGAGGAAUCUUGAGUUGAAAUAAAAAUUUGGCAAAAAGUGUCAUUUUUAAUUAUACGACAAUUAGCAUUAGCAGCAAAGUUAGUGAAUUGAUCAAUAAUUUAAUUUAGAAAAGGCUGUGCUUAUUGUUCCAGCAUUACAAAUGACACAUUGCCAAGCUCAUAUCAUCAUGUCAAUACUAUAUAUAAAAAAAACUUUCAGAAAUUCCAAAGAAGGCACUUUUUGUAACAAGAAAAAAUAUUGUGUUCAAUUAUAUUUGAACCCGUUCUUGUGCACAAUGCGUGGCUCAUCUUUUGUAAAUGGAUUUCAAUCAAAUAUUGAAAAUAUAAUGGUGUUGCAGAGAUAAUAAAUAAAAAGC